AUGUCAAAACGAAAGAACUUUAAGAAAUUGAACCUACCCGCGAGCCCGGCUACGCCCGCGCCGCCCGCGGUAGCACAGCCGGCGGUUGAGGAUGCGGUGAUUCCUGGCUCGAGGGCGGAACAGGUUUAUCUGAAUCGGCAGAGUCAGUAUCAUAACAAGUUGUCUGAACAGCUGGCUACGCUGGAGUUGGGAGUCGAGUUCAAGCUGGAUUUGAAAGAGGAGGAUAUCGAGGUUCAGAGGGAGUUGGGAGCGGGGAAUGGAGGGACCGUGAGCCGGGUAUUACACAAACCCACACGGACCAUCAUGGCCCGAAAGAUCAUCCACAUCGAAGCCAAACCCGCAACCCGGAAACAAAUCCUCCGCGAACUCCAAAUCAUGUACGACUGUUCCUCUCCCCACAUCGUCUCCUUCUACGGCGCAAUCCUAACAGGCCCACAAUCCGCCGACGUCGCAAUCUUCAUGGAACACAUGGACGCCGGUUCCCUUGAUCGAAUCUCCAAACUCUCCCCGCUCCCACCACGGAUAUUGAGAGCGGUGACGAGGAGUGUGAUGGAGGGGUUGGGCUAUUUGUAUAAUGUGCAUAGAAUCAUUCAUCGGGAUAUUAAGCCGAGUAAUGUUCUCGUGAAUCGGAGGGGCGAGGUCAAGUUGUGUGAUUUUGGGGUUUCGGGGGAGUUGAUUAACUCUAUCGCCGACACAUUCGUCGGGACGUCGACCUACAUGAGUCCCGAACGCAUCCAAGGCGCCCAAUACUCCGUUAAAUCCGACGUCUGGUCCUUCGGCAUAACCCUCAUCGAACUCGCCGCCGGUUCCUUCCCCUUCCCCUCCUCCGCCGGCACCCCUCUCGGAAUCCUCGAUCUCCUACAACAAAUCGUCCACGAACCCGCUCCCACCCUUCCCGAACUCGUCCGCGGAAAGGUGGAGUAUGUCGGCCCCUACGUGAAAGAGGGGGAAGGAAAGAGGAGUGGGGAUGAUGAGGUCGAGUGGAGGGUCGACCGUAGUCUGAAGGAGGUUGUUGCGGGGUGUUUGGAUAAGGACCCAGAGGCGAGGUGGGGGCCUGAGGUGGUGUUGAAAAGUGCGUUUAUGAUGGACGGGGAGGGGGAGGAGGUUGAUUUGGGGCCGUGGGCUAGGAGUACGAUGAAGCAGUAG
Messenger RNA from Saitoella complicata NRRL Y-17804, 1146 nucleotides. Its product is annotated as Pkinase-domain-containing protein. Gene Ontology annotation, molecular function: protein kinase activity; ATP binding. The transcript has 3 exons. Bases 1 to 1146 code for a protein of 381 amino acids. The record is from RefSeq and is a predicted model, not a curated record. NCBI's taxonomy places the organism in Eukaryota, Fungi, Ascomycota, Saitoellomycetes, Saitoellales, Saitoellaceae. Gene Ontology annotation, biological process: protein phosphorylation.